Molecule: messenger RNA, 3207 nt
Organism: Peniophora sp. CBMAI 1063
Lineage: Eukaryota; Fungi; Basidiomycota; Agaricomycetes; Russulales; Peniophoraceae
Source: the annotation of a GenBank genome assembly
AUGGCUUCGGCCAGUCGCACCCGGUCGAACAAGAAGCGAGGCGAGAGCGCGCAUCGGCAACGGCCGUCAUGCUAUGUCCUCCUCACCAAGCGAGUCAAACGCGAACCUGAACCCACGACCCGGCGCACGAGGAGCCAGUCGGCUGCUGAACAAGAAGAGGAGGAGCAGGUAGAGCCCGCUGGGCCCGUCAGGGUGAAGGCCACCCGGAAGGGCAAGGGCAAGGUGAAAGCAGUUCCCAAGAAGGAAAGCACACCACCGACCGAAGUUGAGGACGACAGUGCCCGCACACCGACGCAAGCACUGAGCCCGACCCCGGUGCCCGGCCCGUCGGCCCUGACCGCCCUCGCCUCCUCCUCCCGCAAACCUCCUCCUCCACCGCGCCGCAGCCGCCCCGGCAAACCAGCGGUCUCAUUCGAAGAAGCGCGCGACGAAUCGCGCAUGACGACGCCGGACGAAGGCCGCGACACGGCAAACGCCGCGGGGUCCGCCUCCGAGCCCUUCGUCCCUUUGUUGCUGCACGACACGGACAACCCCGUGCUGGAGGACAUGGACGAGCCCGAAAUGGACGUGGACAUGCGCAUGGGUCCGCCCGGCGCGCGCAGCGGCGGGAACUGGACGAUCAAGUCCAAGGCUAAAUCUGCACGGCGCUCCAGCCCGCCGCCAGCGAUGCCGCGGGACUACCCGUUCGCGGACCCGUCCAGCGCGCGCAAGUCGCCCCCUCCACGUGCGCACCCGCGCAGAAUCGGCAAGCCGCCCAUGCCCGACUCGAGCGAGGGCGAGGGCGAGGGCGAGGGGGGCGACACGGAGCCGGCGAUGUCCGAGUCGGAGUACAGAGUGAACGUCACGCUCGGCAGCGCGCAGUACGAGCGCACGAUGGAGCUCAGCACGCCCGUCAGGCCGCACGCGGGCCGGCACGAGCCGCCGCCGCCGCCUCAGCCGCCGUCGGAGGCUGGGACGCCCAGGAUCCCGCCGAACUUUAGACGCGAGGAUACGGCGAGUCCGAAGCAGCACCAGCAGGCGCCGUGGUCGACGCAGAUGAGCCAUCGCAAGCUCAUUGCCGAAGCCAGUCUUCGUCGGCGUCAGCAGCAGCAGCAGCAGCAGCCCGUCUCGCCGCUCCCGCCCAGCUCAGAGCCGACCGAGACGCCCAGCGCAGCGAGCGAACGCGUAGUCCAGGAUACGAGCUUCCACAACCUCUCGCACGACGCGUUCUGGCCCGGCGACGACGCUCUCUACGCCGGGAGCGAUCCGGGCGACCACUACCCCGACGAAGACGGCGAGGGCGAAGACAAAGAGAACGUCCACGCGCACGCGCACAGCGAAGUCGUCGACGUUCUCGGCGUGGGGCGCACGCUCGCCCCCUCCGAAUCAUUCGAAACGCCACAAAAGCCCCGCCGGUACAAUAUCCGCCCGCCCGCGACGCAGAACGCGCAGGACGAGGCGACGGCCGCGCUGUUCGCGCCGGAUAUGAGCGACGAGAGCGGCGUCAGUAAUAUUUUGGAUUAUGGGAGUGUCGCGAGGAGGAGGGCGGAGGAGGAGGAACGCCGAAGGAGGGCGAGGGAUAGCGAUGAGUUUGGAUUUGGAUUUGGGGCGGAGGAGGGCGCGUAUGUGCCGAUCGAAGGCGACGACGGAGGCGAGUUCAUGCUCCCCGAGCCGCCGAGCGACGACAGUAUCAUGGGCUACGACGGAUACUCCCCCGCCCAGGGCGGCUCAGACAAGGAGAACCAGAUCGACGCGGGCUUCGACGAGAACUUUGACCCCCACGACGACGACGGCGAGGACGACCCGGCCACGCCCACAGCGCGCGACGCGCACGGCCUCCCCGAACCGGAUAACCGUGGGAUCUUGCAGCCCCGCGCGGGCGAGGGCGUCUACACCUCGCCCGCGCGCCACCGCGGCGGGGCGGAGGACGACCCGUUCGGGAUCCUGGCGACCGAGGCGCUCCUGCGCGCGCGCCGCGCGUACUCGAGCGCGAUGAAGCCCGCGCCGAAAACGUCCGCUGCUGCUGCGGCCAGCAUCGCGCGCGCCGAGGCGGCUCGUGCGGGCGCUUCCGCGUCCAAGCCCAAGCCGUCGGGCAGCAGAGUCCUCGCCCGCAGCGCGUCCGGGCGCACCCUCGCCGACCCCUCGCCCGCGAAACGUAUCCCCUUCGGCCAGCGCUCGUUCCAAGAUCUCAACCCGCCCACGCCCUCCGAGCGCAAUCGGUUCGCUGACCUUGACUUGCCGCCGUCCAGCCCGCCCCACGAUGAAGGGCUGGGUGGCGUGGGCAGUCCGGCGCGCUCGGCCGCGACGCACGAUAGUAUUGAGGAUUUGUAUGCGACGCCGCCGAGUGAAAGGGGCGGGUUCGCGCUGGUGCUUUCUACGCCUGUGCGCGCGCCGCGUGUGGCCGAGGCUCAGGUGCCGAGCGACGAUAAUUCUAUUCCGGGCUUCGCGUCGUCGCCUGUUCAAGCGAGGACGCCGAGGAAGGAUGAGCAACGCACGCCGAGGAAGAACCGCGACGGCGAGCGCACGCCCAUGACGCCGCGCAACGGGCCGCGCGAUCGGGGCAGCGUAACGAUGCGGCGACAUAAGAGCCACGGAGGCGUAGGCGAGAACGAGGAGUACGAUGGGCGGGGCGAGUUCGAUGGGCCGCGGGAGCCUAGUCCUUCGCCCGUCAAGGCGCGGCCUUCUCUCACGCAUGCUCCGGAGUUCGGAGAGGGCGCGAUGGAGGAGGAGGGCGAGGAGACGGAGACGGAGUUGCCGAAGAAGCUUGGCGGUGGUGCGAAGGGCAAGGAGAGGGAGGUGCCGCUUAUUGAGCCGCGGACGAAGGGCAAGGAGAAUACGGGUCGCGCGAAGACGAGGGGCCGCAAGCGCAAGAGCGACGAGUUCGAUGCGGCACAGGAGGAGGAGGAUCCGGAGGCCGUGACGAGGAGGCUGGAGGACAUGUUGCCUCGUCCGCGCGUCAAGUCCAUGUCCAAGCCCAAGCCCAAGCCGAAAGUUACGGGGAAGAAGAGCACGCGCCCGGCGGCGAAGAAGGCGCGGAAGGCUAUCGCUGCGGAGGAAGAUGAGGAUAGUGACGAGGAGGAUGGGGAGGAAGUGGUGGCGAGGUCGAGCAGUCUGCCUGGGUCGCCCGUUAAGAAGGCGAGGAAGCGCGGGGCGACGUAUGCGGGUGUGCGCGCGAGGCAGAGGAGGAGGGGGCAGGAGAGCACGCCUGAGGAGGUCCGCGAGGUAUAA